Aspergillus versicolor CBS 583.65 is the source of this 1140-nucleotide messenger RNA. RefSeq lists its product as uncharacterized. The record is from RefSeq and is a predicted model, not a curated record. NCBI's taxonomy places the organism in Eukaryota, Fungi, Ascomycota, Eurotiomycetes, Eurotiales, Aspergillaceae. The transcript is spliced from 4 exons. Bases 1 to 1140 code for a protein of 379 amino acids.
AUGGCUAUCACCGGUGACCAUGCGCCCAGUGUGUCUGGCAGCGUCAUUAUGUUGACGGCUCUCGCUUUUAUUAGCUUUUUCCUGCGUAUAUAUUGCCGAGUGAGCAGGAGAUCCUGGGCUACGGAGGAUUGGAUUAUGACGGCGGCGGUGGUACCCUUCAUUGCGCUGGCAGUAGGAUGUAUUGGGGGUUCGUUCAACGGUAUCGGCAUCCACGUCUCACGGUUAAGUCAACCCGGAAACGAAAAGUAUCAGGCAAACGGCCAGAAGUUCUUCCUUAUCUUCGAAGUGGGAUAUUGCGCCGCCAUCAUCCCAAUCAAGCUCAGCAUCAGUUGGAUGUUGAUUCGAGUGGCCGAGGGCCGGAAGGUGUAUAUCUACAUUCAGUAUGCAACAAUCGCGGUCUUCACAGUGAUGAAUGUCAUCGCGUUGAUUUUCAUCCUCACCAAUUGCAUUCCCACCGAGGCCAUGUGGGACACUUCUAUUAUUGAAAAGGGAGAAGGAAGCUGUAAACCUGCCCACGUCUUGACGGAUGUCUACUACGCCACUACCGCCGUGAACAUUAUGACUGACUGGAUUACCGCUUUGAUGCCAAUCCCCCUCCUUUGGAAUGUCCAACUCGACCGCAACAGCAAAGCAGCUGUAAUCGGUCUCAUGAGUCUCGGUAUUCUUGCCUCACUUUCAGCCUGCAUCCGCCUCAAGUACACAAUCAACCUCACCAACCAAACCGACUUCCUCUACGCCGUCGCCAAUGUCGUCAUCUGGGGCUUUGCCGAAAACGCCAUCGGCAUGUUCGUCGGCAACAUCGCUACUCUCCGUCCCCUCUUCCGGAAAUUCUUCAACAGCACGCUCCGCCGAACAGGAUAUUCCAGUCGAAGCCGACCUUCGCGUCUUGCUUCCAACUACGAGCUCUCGCAGCACGGCCCGUCGAAGAGCCAUGACGGCUACAUGUCUUCAACCGUGACAGAGGUCAAGGGGAAUCACCAGGGCAGGAGGGGGCGCAGGGAUAGCCAGCUGAGCGAUGAUAGCCAGAAGUUAAUAUUCGAUGGCAGGGGUCCCGGCGCUGGCGGCGCUGGCAUUGGCGCCGGUACCCAGCGGACGGACAUUAUGGUUAGUCGACACGUUAAUGUCACUUACGAGCAGUAG